Molecule: messenger RNA, 2760 nt
Organism: Vicugna pacos (alpaca)
Lineage: Eukaryota; Metazoa; Chordata; Mammalia; Artiodactyla; Camelidae
Source: RefSeq, a predicted model, not a curated record
AUGGAGUAUAAAAAGUACAAGUGUCAAGAUGUAUGGGGUGCAGAGGUUGCAGAAGUCAGAGCCUAUCGGUUUCUUGGUCUCUUCUUUGCACUACGCUGCGCUUCUGCGGUGGCCCCAGAGGGUGUGACUGGGCGGCACGCACAGACUCAGAGCGUGUCUCUGCAGGUGGACGUGGAGCGAUGGCGCCCCCCCGAGGAAGGAAGCGAUGUCCUGGUGCUACCAGACCCGCCCCGGGGACCCCUGCACGCGGCCCGUGCCCGCGCCUCCUUCUGCUGGAAGGAGCUGGCGCUGUUCUUGGAGGGCGAGGAUGUGCUGCGCUUCAAGAACGCUGUCUUCUCGGCUCUGGAGAGUGACCCCCUCUUCGCGCAUCCCCGUGGAAGUGAUCUCUCGGUGGAGAAGUACCAGGAGCUGAACUUCCUGCGCUGCAAGCGGAUCUUCGAAUAUGAUUUCCUCCCCAUGGAGGACGUGCUGGGAAUCCCCUGGAGGAUCCGGGCGCUGGUUGAGUGCCUCGGCAUGUACGACUGGUCCCUGGCCACCAAAUUCUUCCUGCACCUCCUGACUUUUGGAUCCACGAUUUACAUCUCUGGUUCUGAAAGGCAUUUCAAAUAUAUCCCAAAGAUCUUCAGUUUGGAGAUUUUCGGCUGUUUUGCUCUGACCGAAUUGAGUCAUGGGAGUAACACCAAAGCCAUCCGGACGACUGCUCACUACGACCCUACUACUGAGGAGUUCAUCCUACACUCCCCUGAUUUCGAAUCUGCCAAGUUCUGGGUCGGCAACAUGGGCAAGACCGCUACGCACACUGUGCUCUUCGCUCAGCUGUACACACCGGGGGGCCAGUGCCACGGGCUGCACCCCUUUGUCGUGCAGAUUCGAGACCCAAAGACCCUUCUUCCCAUGCCAGGGGUGAUGGUUGGCGACAUUGGGAAGAAGCUCGGGCAGAACGGCCUGGACAACGGGUUUGCCCUGUUUCACAAGGUGAGAAUUCCUCGCCAGGACCUGCUGAACCGCAUGGGCGACGUCACCCCUGAGGGCGCCUACGUCACCUCCUUUAAGGACGUCAGGCAGCGCUUCGGAGCGUCUCUGGGCAGCCUGUCCACAGGCCGGGUCUCCAUCGUGGGUAUGGCCGUCACCAGCUUAAAGCUGGCCGUGUCCAUAGCAUUGCGGUUCUCAGCCACCAGGCGCCAGUUUGGACCGACAGGCGAGGAGGAGGUACCGGUGCUGGAGUAUCAGAUGCAGCAAUGGCGCUUACUCCCGUACCUGGCGGCCACCUACGCCUUGGACCACUUUUCCAAAUCUCUCUUCCUGGACAUGGGGAAGCUUCAGCAUGGCCUCCUGGGGAACGACCGGAGUGCCACGCAGGCAGAGCUCGGACGUGAGAUCCACGCCUUGGCGUCAGCUGGCAAGUCCCUGGCCUCGUGGACUGCCCAGCGGGGAAUUCAGGAAUGCCGGGAGGCGUGCGGCGGACACGGCUAUCUGGCCGAAUGUCUUACACCCCCUCGGGCUCUGUUCCCAGCAGUAUGUGAGUGUGGGAGGGCCCCGCUGGGGGAGCUCUGCCGGGCGGCCUGUGCGGCCCUGGGAGCCACCCCCUUCCCUUCCCGGCGGCGACCGUGCCGCGUGCUCACGGAUCUGGACCUGAGCCUGCUGCAUCCAAAGCUCAGGAUCUCCUGUUGCGGCCCCCAGACGCUUGCCGCCCUGGCAGCGUACGAGUGGCUGGUUUGCUAUCUGCUCCGGGAGAGUUACCAGAAGUUAAAUCGAGAGAAGCAGUCUGGGAGCAGCGACUUUGAAGCAAGAAACAACUGUCAGGUGUACUACUGCCGCUCCUUGGCCCUGGCCUUCCUGGAGUUCACGGUGGCGCGGAGGUUCCACGAGCACACGCACCAGCCCCACGUGCCGCCCCCGCUGCGGGCCGUGCUCGGGCGGCUGAGCGCCCUCUAUGCCCUGUGGUCCCUGAGCCAGCACACGGCCCUGCUCUACCGAGGUGGCUACUUUUCUGGUGAGGAAGCAGGUAAAGCGAUAGAGAACACCAUCCUGGCCCUGUGUGCCCAGCUGAAAGAUGAUGCUGUUGCCCUGGUGGACGUGAUCGCCCCUCCGGACUUCAUCCUGGACUCCCCGAUUGGCAGAGCCGACGGCGAGCUCUAUAAAAACCUCUGGACCGCAGUCCUUCAGGGAAGCAGGGUGCUGGAGAGAGCGUCGUGGUGGCCGGAAUUCUCUGCCAACAAGCCCGUCGUAGGAAGUUUGAAAUCAAAGCUGUAGUCACACUGGCCAGGUUCCGACGAAGCUAAUAAGGACACGGGCCUCAUGUUCAAGUUCUUAAGGUCCUGGAGACGGCUGUCCCCUCUGAACCCACACCGCGGCGCUCACCCCUAUUGAGCCCACGGCGGGACGGCCCGUCCGAAGCUGGGCACCCCCGGAGUCACACCAGGACUGACUGGGGGGAUCCGUCGUAAUCUGCUGCUCAGUCAUGUCUUUCUGAUGGACUCCGCACUUUCUGAUAAUCAGAGCUUUGCGCAUUCUGUUUUCGCACGCUGAAUGUAAAGGUGGCGGCGGGUAACGGGAGUCGCUGGCCAGAUGGUGUUUUGCAUUCCUCUGAGAUUUUUUCACAAGGCUCUGCUUCACUGGGCCCUAAAGGGUGCCACACUGAUCUUUGUUCACUCUGGUUUGAUUUUCUCAUGUAAUUCAAUGGUGUCGGAACCUGUAACCUCGCUAGUUUGCACCACGGACCAUCCAAGUGACAUAAUUUAAGAUCCUUAAGGAAAAGGA